Pieris rapae (cabbage white) is the source of this 1654-nucleotide messenger RNA. RefSeq names its product cytochrome P450 302a1, mitochondrial (gene dib). Gene Ontology annotation, molecular function: monooxygenase activity; heme binding; iron ion binding. The record is from RefSeq and is a predicted model, not a curated record. Bases 140 to 1654 code for a protein of 504 amino acids. NCBI's taxonomy places the organism in Eukaryota, Metazoa, Arthropoda, Insecta, Lepidoptera, Pieridae. The transcript is spliced from 8 exons.
GAGAUGAAUACAUUUGUCUGGCAUUGUUUUUCAUACUAAAGUAUGUGCAUCUCAUUUGUUAUCGUAAGCAGAGGGUGUCCGAUUUCAGUAUAUUUUCUGCUUUCUUAGCUAGCGUAUUGUUUUAAGAUAACCUUCUAAAAUGCUUUAUAAUAUAAAACCAACGAAAACAUUUCGAUUUAUUCCGCUUAUUGGUACUCUGCGACGUCUAUGUACUAAUACAAAACUUGGAAUUAAAGACAUUCCGGGACCAAAAAUAUUUCCCGUUAUUGGUAGCCUUUACAAGUAUUGGCCCAUUAUAGGCGAUUAUAAUGCUGAUACAUUGGACAAAAAUGCUUGGCUGAACUGGCGUCGUUACGGGGGCCUUGUGAGGGAGUAUCCGAUUGUAAACUUACUCCAUAUUUAUGAACCAGAAUUAAUGGAGAUAAUAUUCCGGCAGAACGAUCGCUAUCCAGCCCGAAGGAGCCAUAUAGCCAUGUUACAUUAUCGUCUCGGCAAACCUAAAGUUUACAAUUCAGGAGGUCUCCUUUCCACAAAUGGUCCUGAAUGGUGGCGUUUACGGGGUGCCUUCCAAAAGAACUUUUCUGGUCCUCAAAAUGCGAAAAAAUACGUAAAAAUUACAGAUAAGGUCGUCACUGAAUUCAUACAAUGGAUAAAAGAUAAUAAUCGUACAUCGGUUUCCGACUUUCUACCGUAUUUAAAUCGUCUUAAUCUUGAAGUUAUUGGCGCGGUAGCCUUCAAUGAGCGUUUUAACAGUUUUUCUGCAUCCGAACAGACUCCCCAUUCCCGUACUAGUAAAAUAAUAGCAGCCGCAUUUGGUUCCAAUUCAGGAAUAAUGAAGCUCGAUAAAGGAGUUUUGUGGAAACUUUUCAAAACACCUCUAUAUAGGAAAUUGGCUAAAUCGCAGGAAUAUUUAGAAAAAGUAUCGAUGGAUAUUUUAUUGGAAAAAUUAAAUUUCUAUGAAACAAAAAAACCGGAAGUGGAAGACCCCUCACUCCUAGAUAAUUGCGUCAAACAGGAUGGUCUGGAUAUGAAAGACAUCGUUGGUAUGAUGGUGGACAUAUUAAUGGCUGGCGUGGAUACUACAUCCUAUACAACAAGUUUUGCCUUAUACCAUUUAGCGCGAAACCCCGAUUGCCAGGAAAAAUUAUUCGAAGAAGCAACAACCCUUCUGCCGAAUGAAAAUUCAGACAUUUCUUCAUCUGUCUUCGCGAAGGCUGUGUAUUUGAAGAGUUGUGUAAAAGAAAGUUUGCGUCUUAACCCCGUAUCUAUUGGAGUUGGACGUGUUCUACAAAAUGAUGUUGAUUUAAAAGGAUAUACUAUUCCUGCUGGGACGGUGGUCGUAACUCAAAAUAUGGUAGCAUCACGACUACCACAAUACGUCAAAAAUCCUCUGUCAUACAAGCCGGAACGGUGGCUCCGUGGGUCACCUCACUAUGAAGAAAUACAUCCGUUUUUGUGUCUGCCUUUCGGUUUCGGUCCACGGUCAUGCCUCGCUAAACACUUGGCUGAACAGAAUAUGUGUAUUACUAUAUUAAGGUUAAUUCGCACAUACAAAAUCCACUGGUUGGGUGAAGAGCUCGGAGUUAAAACGCUUUUAAUUAAUAAACCAGAUAAACCUAUUUCAUUAAAAUUCACACCACGUUUUGAACUUUAA